This is a messenger RNA of Penaeus monodon (black tiger shrimp), 2959 nucleotides long. RefSeq names its product zinc finger protein Xfin-like. Lineage: Eukaryota; Metazoa; Arthropoda; Malacostraca; Decapoda; Penaeidae. The record is from RefSeq and is a predicted model, not a curated record.
GAAGUAGAGGUAACAGACCAAGUGGAUCUUCCUCAAGUUACUAAAGAUCCCCCAUUGUGCCCUGCUUUGGAUUGUCACAUGCCACUGGAAAAAACAAAUGAAGAAAGAACAGACCUGAAAUGUCUUCCACAAAUAGGGGAAAACUCCACAGCAGUAGAUUCAUCGAAGUCCCCUCCUUCCCCAAAGGUGCAAGAUAACUGUCACUGUCCUGAGAACUGCAGUUUACAUGCCAGUGCUGACACGCAUGAAAUUCUCCUUAGAUGUUCUCAUUGUGAGGAAAAAUUCAGAGCUGAGAGUGACUUAAUCCAGCAUGAAGAGACACAUACCAAAGAUAAAGCUUUCCAGUGUUCACAGUGUGCCCACAAAUAUGGUUCAGAGAAUGCCUUAGUACAGCAUGAAGCAAUGCAUAAAAUGAUACAUAAGGAUAAAGGUUUCCAAUGUUCAGUUUCAGAGUGUAGAUUCCCUUCAGAAGAACACACACAAUGCAAAGGGAAGGUAUCCUUUACUUCCCUUUUGAGAAGACACCGAAAGAGCUUACAAAGGGAAGAAGUAGAGGUAACAGACAAAGUGGAUCUUCCUCAAGCUACCGAAAAUCCCCAAAAAGAUUCAUUGCAGGACAAGGAGCCUUCCCCUUCUCUCAAGGCACAAGCAUUAUGUCCUGCUAAGGAGUGCUACUGCCCUAAAAACUGCAGUUUACAUCCAAGGAAAGAGAUAGCUAAAAGACUGUUUAGGUGUUCACACUGUAAGAAAAGAUUUACAUCAAGGAAUGAAUUGAGACUGCAUAAAAAGACACAUACUCAUAACAAACCUUUCCAUUGUGUACAGUGUGAGUGCAAGUUCAGUUUGGAGAAUGAUUUAAUACAACAUGAAAAGACACAUGCUAAGGUAAAAGCUUUCCAGUGUACACAGUGUGAAUGUAGAUUCACUUUAGAAAAUGAUUUGAUACAGCAUGUGAAGAUGCAUACUAGUGAUAAAUUCAUUUGUUCACAGUGCAAGAUAAAAUUCAACACAUUUUCAGAAUUAAAACAACAUGAGAAAAAUCAUACAGAUGAAAAGGGUUUUGUGUGCUUAUACUGUGAAAAGAAAUUCUUUGAGAAAUUAGACAUGUCAAGGCAUAUGAAAAGAAAUACUGGCAGAAAGCAGUUUAAAUGUACGUACUGUGAUAAAAGUUUCAAGGCAAAGUGUAUUCUCAGAAGACAUGUAAGAAUUCAUCAAGGUGAGGAGCCAUUCCAUUGUACUUUGUGUAAUAUGAAUUUCAUUUGGAGGUCCCAGCUAGAUCAUCAUAUUAGGAAUCACGGAAAUGAAGAAAAUAGAGAACAUAUAGAUAAGUCAACCGUAUUGUCUUUGAUACAAGAAUACAAAAAAAAUGGUAGAAACAGAAGAAAAUUUAAUCAAAGGCAGUAUCAUCGUCCACGAGCAAUUAGGCAGUAUUGUCGUCCUCGCGCAGCCAGGCAGCAUGAACAUCUUCCAGUAGUUAGGCAUCCCAUGGUGACAAGGUCCUCAUCCCGACUAAAAGCAGGUUUAUCUGUUGUAAAUGAAUCUCCUCUAAAGGAGGGUAAAUCACAAAGAGAAUUUAGAGAAUGUCUCACAGAGGAAGAUUGGGCUCAAGAAGCUCAAGAAGCAAUUGAAUACCUUUCAAAGGAAGGGUGGAUGCAGGAAAAAUAUCCUCCUAUUAAUGAAUUUCCCAUGGAGGGAGGUUGGGAUAUAGAAGCUCAAGAGGCUGUUGAUUUUUUCAUGCAGGAAGACUGGCUGCAGCAAAAUUUACCUGCUAUUGGUGAACUUUCUGUUGAGGAAGGCUGGGCUCAGGAAGCUUCUGUUACAACAGAAUACUCAGCAGAGGGAGGCAGGUUACAAGAAGAGCUUCCUGUUGUCAGAGAAUCUCCCACAAUAGAGAGUUGGCCUCCUCUUGAUAGUGAAUCAUUCACAGAGGAAAGUCACCCACGAGAAAACCUUCUUGCAAGAGAAUCUUCUAUACAGGGAGGUCAGGGUCAAGAAAACCAUCCUGGUGGAAAAACUCCCACACAAGAAGAAGAAAGGCUUCCAGCUGGAAAAUCUCCAAUACAGAAAGCUCAUGAUCAAGAAAGGCUUCCAGCUGGAAAAUCUCCAAUACAGAAAGCUCAUGAUCAAGAAAACCAUCCUGCUGGAAUAUCUUCCAUGCAGAAAGCUCAGGGUCAAGAAAAUCUUCCUGCUGGAAAAUCUCCAACACAGAAAGAUCAUAAUCAAGAAAAGGAUCUUCCUGAUGGAAAAUUUUGUCUACAGAAUGUUCAGUUUCAAGAAAAUCUUCCUGCUGAAAAUUUUCACCAUCAGGAAGAUUAUGUUCUGGAAGAUCUUCCUCCUGCUAGAGAAUCUCCCAUACAGAAAGAUUAUGAUCAACAAUAUCUUCCUGCUAAAGAAUCUCCCAUGCAGAAAGAUAAAGAAAUUUUUCCAGCAAGAGGACCUCCCUUACAGAAAGAUCAGGCUCAGGAUAACCUUUUUACAAGUGAAGUGCCCACAAGAGAAUGUUGGCAGCAAGAAAAGCCUUUUGGUGCUACAGAAUCUCCAAUAGAGAAGAGUGGGAUAAAGGAAAACCUUUCUGGAGCAGCUAAAGGAGGAGCAUCUCAGACAAAGGAAGAUCAAGAUCAAGAAAACUGUGUUGCAAGAGAAUUUGCCACAAAGAAAGAUUGUUUGCCGGAGAAUGUAUCUGUUGGAAUAGAGGCAAAGGAUGACUUGCGGACCUUCAUAUCAAUUCUGAUAGAAAAUUUAGAGUGGUCUCUAAAGAAUCGGUAUCCAAAAAGUAAGCGGAGAUCUCAGAGAGGCUGUCUUUAAUUCCUAAAGAAACUCAUUCUUUUAGUAACACCCAUAUGGUUUAUUCACUGGAAGCAAUAUACAAAGAAAUGCUGCUUAUAUUAUUUUAUCUGUUUUAUAGUCAGUGAUUAUGUUAGUAUCAAGAGAAUUUAUAAUAAAGAUAUUACUUAAUUCA